AUGGGUGGCAAGAAAGCCGGAGGUGCAAUAUGCUUGGUGGACGUCUGGCUAACAUCACAGAGCAGAAUCACGGCCACUCCACGUGGGCUUUGUAGUGGACAAAGCGACUUCGCGGAAGGUUUUCUUGGGGUUCUCCCAUUUCCUCUUCCUUCCACUCCACUGUUCCGUCCAUUUCCUCCUCAACAACACCAUCUAUAUUCAUUUCCAGCGCCGAGAAACACACAUUACGAGAAAAAAAGCAAGAGCAGAGGCCCGUCUGGCAGCAGCAGAAAAUUAUCUGCCCCGCAUCUCCAACCCGAGGCUCUCGUUCGCCGAGACGCUCGCGCGCCGCCUGCCCUCGCGCACGUGACCCACCACGAGGCAGCGCCCUGGGGAGGGGGGAAAUCGACGCCUGGGGCAACCACCCCUCAGACCCUGGCAGGGGGAGGGGGAGGAAGAACAAGGAGAGGAAACGUCAUGAAGACCCAACGCGAGCUGAAACUCAAGAGGGGAAGCGGGAAAAGAAGAAUGGCAGGCAAGGAAAUGAUCGGAGAGGAUUUAGAUGAAGGAAAAGAAGGUAAAGAAAGAGUACGAUAG
Molecule: messenger RNA, 576 nt
Organism: Gryllus bimaculatus (two-spotted cricket)
Lineage: Eukaryota; Metazoa; Arthropoda; Insecta; Orthoptera; Gryllidae
Source: the annotation of a GenBank genome assembly